Messenger RNA from Chenopodium quinoa (quinoa), 2239 nucleotides. RefSeq names its product NAC domain-containing protein 90-like. The record is from RefSeq and is a predicted model, not a curated record. The coding region runs from base 1089 to 1919 and encodes 276 amino acids. The transcript has 3 exons. Lineage: Eukaryota; Viridiplantae; Streptophyta; Magnoliopsida; Caryophyllales; Amaranthaceae. Gene Ontology annotation, molecular function: DNA binding. Gene Ontology annotation, biological process: regulation of DNA-templated transcription.
ACACAAUUCAAUUAUUUUUUAAUCAAUCUAUUGGUGUUAGAUCUUUGAUUUGGAUUUAAUCAAUUAGAUUGGACAUAUUGUUAUUAAUUAGUUUAUUUUGGAAAGCAAAUGAAUACAACAUAUAUUUUUAACAACCCUAGUGUUUUCAAUCAAGGGACUAUUCUCUAGACUAACUGAACCUAAUAAGCUCAGUAGCCCUACUUUUUUAAACAUGAAUUAAUGGAUUCACGUACGGUAUCCGUUAAGUGGUAGUGAAAUCCAACUCUUAAUUUAUUUUUGGUGUUAAAAUUAAAAAAUUAGAAGAUUGGCUUGUAAAAGACAUUUUUUUUGUUUUUUUAGGUGGUAAAAGUAAAUUUUUUCUAAUUAAAAAUAAGCUUCAUGUCUAAAAUGGUCAAGUUGAGAAGAAAAAAAAGUCAAAUGUAUCAAUUUUUUAGUAACGUAGGAUUUUUUUUUUUUGUUUUUUUUUUGGUGUUCCACGCUCGGUUCACCCUUUAAGGUAAUCCAAAUUCGGGGAUCAGUUCUAGGUUGUUAGGUUCCAAUCCCCCUUCAAUUGUUGUUGUGGGGAAUCGAACACGCAGUUCUCUCUACCAAGUGAAUUCUCAAUCACCACUGCAUCAACACCCAAUUGGUAGGGAAUAGUUAUUGUUAGAAACAAAAGAAAUAGUAUCUUAAUCAUAUAUCUUCACAGCCUUUCAAAAAUAAAAAAAAAAUAAAAAAAUCAUAUAUCUUCACAACAUAUUGUUUAUAAGCUUGACUCACCAUUUCAUUCAAUAAUAGUCUUGCUUUACUUGACAGUUACACACGCUAUAGCUUGAAUAUUAUUCUUCAACAAAACCGUGUCAUUAAGAGUACAGUGACGUGUUUUUUAGCACAUCAUAACUUUUCUAAGAAAGUUCCCCACUUGUUCUUAGUUGCCCCUUAUUGUAUUCCAUUAUUUAUUCAUUCUUAUCAUCAUCGUUACUUGAUUUGUCUUUUUUUAUUUGCUUUUAUUUUUGUCAUUUAUUGUUUGUGUUUAAAAAAAAGAAAAAAAAGAAAGAAAAAAGAAAAAAAACAGUUGAAGUUACGUUGAUGAAAUAAUAAUUACAAUAAUGGAAGCACCAGGGUUUCGAUUUUAUCCUACAGAAGAAGAGUUAAUAUCGUUUUAUCUUCAACAAAAGCUUCAAGGACGAGGAACACAAGAUAUCGAUGGUGUUAUACCUGUGGUUUAUAUUUAUGAUUAUAAUCCAUGGGAUCUUCCACAAUUAUCAGGGAAGCGAUGUAGGAAUGAUCCACAGCUGCAAGAAUGGUUCUUCUUCAUACCAAAGCAAGAGAGAGAAGCUAAUGGAGGACGUCCGAACCGCCUCACCACCCUCGGUUACUGGAAGGCCACCGGGUCUCCUAGUAACGUCUACUCCUCGAAUAAAGUCAUAGGUAUUAAGAGGACAAUGGUUUUCUACCGUGGCCGAGCUCGUAGUCGAUCAGGCUCUAAGACUGACUGGAAGAUGAAUGAGUACAUAGCCAUUGAUGAUCAAUCCUCAUCUUCUACUAAUCCUGCUCCAUCUCAAAAGGGAGAGUUUACAGUAUGCAGAGUUUACAUAAAAUCAAAGAGCUUACGAGCAUUCGAUAGGCGGCCGGCUGCACCACCACCACCACCCAUGAACAGACCAGUACUAGUUCAUCAAGUUGAUAAUGAUCAACCAAGUUCAUCUGAACAAGCUCGAUCGAGGGUCGAGACUAGAAGGUGGAGAUCAAGUGAGAGUUCCUCAUCCUCAGGGGGUCAUCAUCAAGCUGCAGCUAAUAAUAACAACAAUACUAAUGAUCCUUCUCGAGGAACAAAUUAUAAUAAUAAUGAUCAAUUAAACAUUUUAAUGGACAUGGAAGUAUAUGAUCAGCAAGAGCUUCUAUGGGAAUGGGAUGAUUCUUGGAUGAACAACUUUUGAAUUGAAGUUACUACGUUGCAUUUGAUUUGAGAACAUUGAGAAUUAAUUACUUUUUCUCACAUUAUAUUAUGGUGGAUGAGAAAGAUGUGGAUUGUUUUUAACCUAAGAUUUUAACUAGUAGGCUAUUAGCAAUGUCAAAGAAUUCAAUUCACUAGUUGGUCUUAAUUAAUUAUUAUUUUAAGAAAAAUUCGAUCGGAUUGAAAUUAAGUCGGAUUAUUGGUUCAGGUUAGCUGUUAUGUACCAACCCUAACAAAAUUGUACCAUCAUUUCGAAAAAUUCCAACUUAAUUAAGAUGUAUGUUAUCGAAAUAUUAUUCGAGC